Molecule: messenger RNA, 2784 nt
Organism: Hibiscus syriacus
Lineage: Eukaryota; Viridiplantae; Streptophyta; Magnoliopsida; Malvales; Malvaceae
Product: heat shock 70 kDa protein 16-like
Biological process (GO): protein folding
Cellular component (GO): nucleus; cytosol
Molecular function (GO): ATP-dependent protein folding chaperone; ATP binding
Source: RefSeq, a predicted model, not a curated record
CUUCCAUUUGAUUUUUAGCUCAUACUGUGAGAUCGAUCAUAUGUAUUAGACUUUUCGUUUUCGAUUCAGAAAGCCAAACAGUCCCUUAUACAAAUUUCAGCAGGUGGUUUUGCUUUCGAUGCUGGAAGUUUGAAGCUUUUUGGUUACCUUUUGAGGUUGAGAAAAGUUGAAGCAGUUGUUUAAGGAUAUGUUAUUUUUGAAAUUUUGAUGAAUGUGUGGUAAUUGUUGGGAAAUUUUUGCUGGUGUUUGAAUUUAGUAUAGAUAAAAUGAGCGUGGUAGGGUUUGAUAUCGGGAACGAGAACUGUGUUAUCGCGGUUGCUAAGCAACGCGGAAUUGACGUGUUGUUGAACGAUGAAUCGAAGCGUGAGACGCCUGCUGUUGUUUCGUUCGGCGAGAAACAAAGGUUCAUGGGCUCAGCUGGGGCAGCUUCUGCGACGAUGAAUCCUAGGUCCACUAUUUUGCAGAUUAAGAAAUUGAUUGGUAGGAAGUUUAAUGAACCUGAUUUAGAGAAAGAGCUCAAGCUGUUCCCUUUCGAAACUUUCGAAAGCCCUGACGGUGGAAUAUCGAUUCGGUUACAGUUCAUGGGAGAGGUUCACGAAUUUACUCCUGUACAGAUUUUGGGGAUGUUGCUUUCACAUUUGAAACAGAUUGCUGAGAAGAAUUUAGAAAUGCCUGUUUCGGACUGCGUAAUUGGGAUUCCAUCUUACUUCACUGAUUUACAGAGGCGUGCUUAUUUGGAUGCAGCAGUGAUUGCUGGGUUGAAGCCAUUGAGAUUGUUGCAUGAUUGCACCGCCACUGCGCUCGGAUACGGGAUUUACAAGACUGAUUUUUCUAACUCAGGUCCAGUUUAUACUGUCUUUGUGGAUAUUGGUCACUGCGACACACAGGUCUGUGUUGCGAUUGAGACAGGACAAAUGAAAAUCAUUUCUCAUGCUUUCGAUAGGAGCUUGGGAGGAAGAGACUUUGAUGAAGUUCUGUUCAAUCACUUUGCAUCUCAAUUUAAGGAGCAGUAUAACGUUGAUGUUCAUACAAAUAUAAAGGCAUCUGUUAGGUUGAGGGCAUCGUGUGAGAAGCUGAAGAAGGUCUUGAGUGCAAAUGCGGAAGCACCACUUAAUGUAGAGUGCUUGAUGGAUGAGAAAGAUGUUAGGGGUUUAAUCAAGAGGGAAGUGUUUGAGAAGUUGUCAUCUGACUUGUUAGAAAGGAUUACUGUCCCUUGUCGCAAGGUUUUGGCAGAUUCUGGUCUGACUCUGGAUAAAAUCAAUUCAGUUGAGCUUGUUGGAUCAGGGUCUCGAAUUCCAGCUAUUACAAGGAUUUUAGCUUCUAUAUUUAACCGAGAACCUAGCCGAACGAUAAACGCUAGUGAGUGUGUAGCUCGUGGUUGUGCUCUUAAAUGUGCGAUGCUCAGUCCAAUAUUCCGUGUCAGAGAGUAUGAGGUUCAAGAUUCUAUACCUGUAUCUAUUGGACUCUCAUCUGACAAAGGUCCAGUUUGCACUCUUUCAAAUGGUGUGCUUUUCCCGAAAGGGCACCCAUUUCCAAGCGUUAAGAUUCUUACUUUGCAUAGAACUAAUAUGUUCAAUAUGGAAGCUUUCUAUGUGAAUUCAAAUGAGUUACCUGGAUUAUCACCUCAACUUAACACUUUUACGAUUGGACCUAUCCUAUCCCACACAAAUACAGCUAAAGUGAAAGUCAGAGUUCAGCUAAAUCUUCAUGGGAUUGUCAAAUUGGAGUCAGCUGUGCUAAUAGAGGAUCAAAUGGAUAACUCUGUGACAAUCAAUGAUUAUGCACAAUCUGAUCAGAUGUCUUCUGGAGAAAACAUUGCUGAAGUCAGUGAUAAUGCACAAUUAGAUCCUCCAUCUGCUCCUAGUGCUGGUGUAGCAAGAAGAGGAAGAGGUUUAAAAAGGUUGGAAAUCCCGAUUAGUGAGAGUAUCUGUAAUGGAGUGCAAAGGGAUGAGCUCACUAAAGCUGAAGAGAAAGAACGCUGGUUGAUGCAACAGGACUUGAAGAUGGAGCAAACCAAAGAUAGGAAAAAUGCCCUUGAGGCUUAUGUUUAUGAGAUGCGUGAUAAGACUUUAAAUACAUACCGAAGCUUUGCCAAUGAGUUGGAUAGGGAAGAGAUUUCUAGAAAACUUCAGGAGACAGAAGAUUGGCUUUAUGAGGAUGGAAUGGAUGAAUCUGAAAAUGUUUAUGCAGAGAAGCUCGAGGAUUUAAGAAAGCUUGUGGACCCUAUUGAAAAUCGGUAUAAAGAUGAAGAAGCUCGAGUACAAGCAAAAAGUGAUCUGCUAAAGUGUAUUGAAGAUAAUCGGACAGCUGCAGCAUCACUUCCAUCCAUUAAGAAAGAUGCGGUCACUGAUGAGUGUAAUAAGGCGGAGAGGUGGUUACAAGAGAAAUCCCAACAGCAAGACUCCUUGCCCAAAGAUGUUGAUCCGGUAGUUUGGUCAAGUGAGAUCAGGAGAAAAACAGAGGCUCUGGAAGCGACAUGCAAAUAUAUGAUUAGAUCCAAUGCUUCUACACCAAGUCGGGAUGAUAUGAAUGAAUGAUAAAGGAGGCAUAUCCGAUGGCAUGCAGUAAGAUUGAUGUUGAUUUGAAUUGAUUUAUAACACCAAAGACCAGCCAACACAAAAACAACUAAAUCGUCUGCAAUUUUAGUUUCAGUAGCAGCAGAAAGUAUAAAUCACCAUUGCUCAAGGUGAGCACUCAUUGCUUUUAUUAUCAAGGUCGUCAUCUCUCUUGAUGUUUGUUUAAUAAAAUGAAAAUGUUCAGAUGAUGCCCCUAUGAUUUUCGUUA